AUGGCAAAUCUAAACAAACUUGAAACAUCAGACGACCACCUCAAGUAUCUGCCGCCAGACUUAUGUCAAGAGAUAUUGGCCAGAUUGUCUGUAAAAACCCUGCUAAGAUUCAGGUGUGUCUGUAAAUAUUGGUGUUCAAUUAUUGAUUCAUCUGUAUUUACUUAUAUGCAUCUUAAUCUCUACCAAAACAAUCCUCGUAAAAAUAACAAUCUUGUAUUAUGUGUGGAAAGUCACAAUGCGAAACAAUCUAUUUGUGUUCGUUUUCAUCGCAUCAACACGUUUCACCGAAUUGGUGAAAAGAUUGAAAUUCAUCUUCCUAAACGACGUCGUUGCUUAAUUGUUGGGAUUUGUAAAGGGUUGUUAUUGACAACAUUUGAUGGGAAUAGACUAUGGAAUAUAAGAAAGUCCCUUCUUCUUCCAUGUUGCCCAAUUAGGGAUACUUAUGUUAAUGAUGUUGCUAUUUAUGUUAACUAUGUUGUGGGAUUUGCCCCUUCUACUAAUGACUAUAAGGUGGUUGCAUUUACGUAUAAUUCAAUGGCUGUUUAUUCACUUCGUGAUCACUGUUGGAAGGUAAAAAACAACACGGAGUUUAUGAACCCAAAGUGGCAUGUACCAAAACCACUACUACGGUUUCAUGAUGUUGUUUUCGUAGGAAAGGCUGCAUACUGGUUUGAAUUUGGUCCUCGUUAUUAUUAUAAAGGUUCGUACACACACCAACAAAAUCGUAUUGUCUCGUUUGAUUUCGAUGUGGAAGAAAUUAACCUUCUUAAACUACCAGAUCAUGUCGUUUGGAAUGGUAUUAUAGGUAUGUGUUUAUGUUCUAUAGAGGACUCGUUAGCAUUGUUUUUACUGUGUCUAACAAAAGGAUUCGUGUAUGGAUACUCGAAAAAGAUCGUGGAAGCGGUAACGCGUCGUGGAGGGUAUGGUUGUCUGAGGGCAUAA
Molecule: messenger RNA, 942 nt
Organism: Spinacia oleracea (spinach)
Lineage: Eukaryota; Viridiplantae; Streptophyta; Magnoliopsida; Caryophyllales; Amaranthaceae
Product: F-box/kelch-repeat protein At3g23880-like
Exons: 1
Coding region: 1-942 (313 amino acids)
Molecular function (GO): protein binding
Source: RefSeq, a predicted model, not a curated record